AUGAUAGUUUUCUCAUUACUUAUAGCGAUUGGUAAGAUUAUUUUAAUUUUAGAUCUUAAAACUUCACAACAUCCUAUAUUUUCUAGCAUCUGCUUGUUUACCCAACCCUUUUAUGGGUUACAGUCCGGGCUAUGGUGGUUAUUAUGCACCAGCCGCCGUGCCCUAUAACCCUUAUGGUGCAUUUGCCAGAGGACCUUAUCGAGCUGAACCUCAACGUGGACCAUCAGCCGAAGGUGCACCAGGCGUUGCACAAAAUCCAGUUCAACCUAGAUUUGCAUCACAAGUUGAUGAGAUCAAAUCAGUGUCGACUUUGAAUUGCGCUAAAUUCAGUGAUAAAUGUAGAUGGGCAAAUACCCAAGAGGAAGAAUUAGAUUGGAGUACUUUGAGUGAAAAUGAGCAAGCAAUGGCAUUUUUACAAACAUUGGGUGUGCAAACCAUUCCAGGUAAGUUCUAAGGGAAUCAUUUAUAGUAACCUACAAAAUUUUCUCUAGAUUUGGCAGCUGGAGUUUUGACUUCUGCUACUAGAAAAGGUUGGGAAGGUGGUCAACUUGUCUCCGAUCCUUUACCGUGUAUAAAUCAUGGGCUCAAAGUUACCGCAACUGUUUGGAAAUCAAAACUUGGGGCUGUUAGUGAGCAACCAAAACUUCAGGUAAAAAAAGAGAAUUCUAUUUUAAAAAUAGAUGUUUCAAAUGUUAUAAUAAAAAUUGUUUAGAUCUGCACAAAAAAUACAAACGAGGAAAAGUUCCCGCUAGUUAAUUGCAACGAAUUUGAUAUUCGUAAUGGUGUUCCAAUGUCAAUGGACAUUCCGGCGCCAAAUAAUCCAAAUACUCCUGCACAAAUUGUGUUUUAUGGUAACAAUUUUAUUGCGGCUGAAGGUGGAGCAUUAUAUUUGCAAGAUAUUGUUAUUGAUGGACAAUUGAGUUGUAAUGGUGAAACUUUGGAUAGCCAUCCGAUUUUAGUGCAACAAGAAGCAAAAACAAUAUCUGAACCAACAAGAGCAAAAGUUAAUGAUAAUGAAAAGCGAAGUUUCUCAGAAUCACUUGGUCCAAUAAAAGCUAUCGAGAGAGCUGGACUUGAAGCAAUUGAUGCAAAUCCAAAUAGUAUGGAUCUUCAACAAGUUGUAGUAGAGAAUGCCCCAAUUUCACAAAUCCCUUCACUUUUUGAAUCGUGUUUGGCAUUAUCUUGUAAUCCAUCAGAUUUGAGUUGCAAGUUCUGGAGAAGUGCUGGAAAUAAUCGAUGGGAGAUUGGUGUUUCUGGAAGAGUUUCAAAUCCACUAACAGGAAUUCAUUUGCCUCCAGGAACUGGUAAGUAAAGAUUUCGAAUAAGUUGUGACAAAAAAAUAGCAAAUUUUUUUAAAAAAAUAUGAAAAACAAUAAUUUUUUAAGCCCAAAAAUUCCUGGUCGCCCCAUUUUUCGAUUCACACAUCACAAGCUAUACUCUGGUCUCUGAACAACUCAAUAUUCCACUACUUGAAGAAGUAUUUUUCUGUUUUUAUGAAUAUUAUGCAACUGAAGGACUCUCAAUCUCAGUUUGCACUGACAAAAUGGAUUGUUUUUAUAAGAAAACUGAAUUGGCUAUGGGAGAAGAUUUGCAGAAAAAUAAAAAGUGGAAUAUUCGAUGCACUAAAUUGCCACCAGGAACAUAUGAGGUAUUGAAAAAAAAUCAGAUUCCUAUUAACUUUUGAAAUAUUUUUUCAGCUUCGAGUGAUUGCUGAAAAUUCUGGUGAAAAUAAAGGAGAAAUCGGAUUUUUACCGAUUCGAUUAUCCAGGGAUGACCAAGGAACACAACUUAUCUGCUAA
This is a messenger RNA of Caenorhabditis angaria, 1799 nucleotides long. Lineage: Eukaryota; Metazoa; Nematoda; Chromadorea; Rhabditida; Rhabditidae. The record is from the annotation of a GenBank genome assembly.